Hyalella azteca is the source of this 12337-nucleotide messenger RNA. Its product is annotated as transcriptional regulator ATRX. NCBI's taxonomy places the organism in Eukaryota, Metazoa, Arthropoda, Malacostraca, Amphipoda, Hyalellidae. Bases 152 to 9757 code for a protein of 3201 amino acids. Gene Ontology annotation, cellular component: nucleus. Gene Ontology annotation, molecular function: ATP hydrolysis activity; ATP-dependent chromatin remodeler activity; ATP binding. The record is from RefSeq and is a predicted model, not a curated record. The transcript is spliced from 21 exons.
GUACCAGUGACAAAUGUGAUUAAUAUAAUAUCUAUCUUGUGUAUUAGUGUAUCCUCUGUCAGGAAGAAUCUCAUUUAAUGGUUCAUAAUAAAUAGACUAGAUAAAGUUUUGAUUUUGUUGCAAUUUGAGUGACAUUCUGAGCAUUGCCACCAUGGGACUGGAAGAUGAUGCUGACGGAGAUGACCAGGUGGCGGUCAUCAUGAAGGGAGAGACAUAUCGGCUUGCGGCUCUGAAGCACAGUGAGCAUCAUGACGUUGAAGGCAAACUCUAUGACAAGCUCUGCAGCAGAACCAGCACCAAAAAUCUGUCUCGAAAUGAAGUCAGAAAACUUGCCUUGACUGUGGCCAAAGAAGUUAACGAUGAUAAAUUUGACGCAACUGUGAACUGGCUGGAUGACUUCAUGCGGCGCUUCUGCUUGUCAACCAGGAAAUCAAAUUCACUUGGCAAGCAGAUUGCAAAACUCAAAAUCAAGGGCAAGCAAGGUUUGGUUGCUGCAAAGAGCAAGGGUGCAAGCAAAGCAAAUGGAGCAGCAAAAGCUACAACCACUGCUUCUUCUGAGCCUCAAGACUCCAGCCUCAGUUCAGACAAGAACAAUGAUACUCAGAAAAAUACUGAUUCCAAAGCUCAUCAAAAUGAGACACCCGUUGCAUCUAGAGUUUGUGAUAAGACAACCAAAAAUAACUCGUGUGAACUCUCAGUGAAGGAAACGGACAAAACUGACACAGCCAAUUCAAAUAAACAGAGUUCAUCUGAAGUGGUGACUGAUGCUAAGCAUUGUGAUGAAUCUGAUUCUGAUGAUGAUAUUGUGAAUUCUUCUUUAGUGAACGAUGAUGAAGAAGCCAAAAUAAAUAAACCUCAAUCUUUUAAGUCUAAUAAAAGUAUUAAAAGUAUUGGCCCUAAAAUAAAAGGAAGAAGAAAUGCUGAUAUUAUAGAAAAUGGCAUUCACAAGCCCAAAAAACUUGAUCACCAGGUGAUUGAGAAUAAAAAAAGAGACUCGUCGGUUGUCAGCCUUGACACUGACCAAGAAAAAUCUGUGGUGGAGGACUGUGCCAGUGUCACGAGUGCCUUACCUGACAUAGACUUGAAUGAUAUUGACAUACCAUUAGCAACUAACUCUGAAGGCUCGUUACCACUAAUGGACGCGAGUGAAGUAGUUCCUAUUUCUGAAUCACCAUCCCUCUUGGAAGAUGCGGGGAAUGACACAGUAGACUUGGACACUACUGAUGGCGACCCUGGUUUAACGCUAGCCAUGGCAGCUAUUGCCAGCAGUGGCUGUGAUGAACCGAAGCCUGCUGCUGGUGGUGGCAUUAGACUGCGAAAUCUCAGCGAUCUUCUUUGUACGCCUGAGAAAGAAAAAAUUGCCAACGACUCUGGGCGGGACAGAGGAAAAGACAUGGGAACACUUCUACUAGAAGCAGUUGACUUGCCCGAGAAAAAAGUACCGGGUCGAAGUACACUGAUGACACUUUUUCGCACCAAAGGUAAAGAAGACUCUAACUCGAACAAGGAAAAUUCUAAUUCCAAAGCUACUUCAAAAGAAAGCAGCUUAGAAGUGUAUGAAAAGAGUAAAAGUGUAGCAAAACCUGAAGAUGAAGGCUCCAAAAAAAUUUCAGCCAAAAAGAAGAAUUUCAAUUUCAGUGAUUACACCGAGAAAAGCAAGGAGAAGGGACGUGACAAUUAUGACAAGGAUAGUGACAGUGAGAAGGCUGAGUCUGAGGAGACCACCACCGUCUCAGACAGCGACGAUGACGACGAUGAAGAAGAAGAAGAAGAUGAUGAAGGUUCUGUUCCUGUAGAUGACAAAUCCGAUGCAGAAUCAGGUAAAGCGUCCUCAGAGGCUGAGGAUGACCUCAUAGAAGCCAAAUGUGAUGACGGAGACGUUGAGUCGGCCAAGUGGGAGGCUGAAAACGCCGUCACGUACACCAAGAAGGAAGACAAACUUUUUGAGAGGCAGUCCAAAGAGCUGCUGGAAAAGAUGCAAACCUGCCUACCGCGAUGUACAGGCUGCAAUGAACAAGUCAACCACAAGAUGCCUGCCCUAGUCUUCACCCAUCCCAUCCUCGGAGUCCUUCUCUGCAAGCGUUGCCGUAAAUUUUACGGUAAGGGGACCUGGAAGAAAGACAAAGAAGGUCUGGAUGAGUACUGCAGGUGGUGUGCCAACGGGGGCGACCUCAUGCUGUGCGACUUCUGCACCAACGGCUUCUGCAAGCCUUGUUUGCGGCGCAACUUUGGGCGCUCGGCUAUUAGGGACGUGGGGCGUAAUAAGAAGUGGGAGUGCUAUGUGUGUAACAUGAAGCCCCUCACCGACCUCAGGCUGCAGCAUCGAGCUGUCCUACUAAAUCUUAGGAACUGCACUGAACAAGCGCUGGCGAAAUCCAGAACGGAACGCGCAAAAACUAAUUUAGACAACAAGUUUGCUGUACUGAAAGCAAAGCGAAGUGAGAAGAAUCUUGCAACUCCUUCGACGGAAGAAAAUAAUGACAAAAGUUCCUCUUCAAAAGUCGAAACUUCUCAUGAACCUGAGACUGUGAACGAUCCAGCUAGUGCAGAAGCUACAGAAACCUCCUCAGAGGACUCUGCACCGUGGCUCAGCACCAGCCUCAAGGACCUGAAGGACAUGCUUGACAUGUGUUCCUCUCAGGUUGGUCGCGUGCAGACCAAGUGGCUUCAAGAUGCCAAGUCCGCUUCAGAUUCAACCAGACUCCAAUGCUCCCGGAGGCUCCUCCGUCUAAUGCGCGCCAUGAGUGACAACUUCGUGGCUGUAGAGAACAAGUUUCUGGCCAAUUGUGGCAAGGAUAGGGACGAGCUUGUGCAGGUUCUGCUAGGCUUGGAGUCGGAGCAGCGCGAUGUUGAAACCAAAUAUAAAGACGUUGAGGAUACGGCCCAGAAACCGGUGCCUCAAUCUGCUGAUGCUGACAUGCAGGAAGGCGAUGAAGACCCUGGUCUUGGAAAUGUAUUGGAUGACGAUUCCCUUAGCACUAAGGAGAAACACUCAGAAGAGAAAAUGGAAAUUCUUGAAGAUGUGCCUCCCAAAACUGAAACCUCUGAUAAACGCUCGACAAAAGUGAAGACGCCUAAGAAGCCCGAAACUCGUCAUAGUGAUCCUUCUGAAUCAGAGCCCGAGAUACCCAAAAGGGUUCUCAGAAAUCGUGUAGAGAUAUCCAAGAAAGUUGAAAUCGUUGAGCAGAAAGAGCCCGAAAGGACUGUAAAACGAGUUAGUGGUAGACUUUUGAGGAGUCAACAGCCAACUCGGGUCACCACAAACGACGAUGACGCCGGUAAUGAGAGUGGCGUUGAUCCCGUCAAAGCAAAAGACGAGGCUCAGAGCAGCGCCAAACCGUUCAGUAGGAGAACCCGACGAACAAAGGAUGAUGAGGAGGACGAGACAGUAAGCAAAGAUUUGCCCGUCACCGAUGAAACAGAGCGCCCUGAGUCUGCUGAUGUUCCGCGUGACAUCUCAAAUACAGAAGAAAUGGAAGAUAAUGAAUCCGUAAGCAAUGAGAAGGAUGAUCUAUCAAAAGAAAGCGAGGAUGAUGACAACGAAAAUACACUCGUGUUUGAUAAAGACGGCAUCUCUGAUAAGGAAGUUGACAAGUUUGACGAGCUUCUGAACAAUAAAAAACAGUCCAAUGUAUGUAAGGAAAGUGUCGACAAAGAAGAUGUAAUUGAUACCAAGACAGUUGAUAAAUUAGCCAACUCUUCCAUCGCAAAGAAAAAGGCUCUUGUCAAAUCUGACAAGGAUGGCGAAUCGACUUCCAAUGUAGAACCUGAACAGGAAUCUGCUGAAGUGAAGUCUGACCAGGAAGAUUCUGAAGCCGAUGAACAGUUAAAGAAAACAAAGAACGAUAACAAAAAGAACUCUUAUGAACAGUUAAAGAAAACAAAGGAAGAGAACAAAAAGAACUCUGAUGAACAGUUAAAGAAAACAAAGGAAGAAAACAAAAAGAACACUGAUGAACAGUUAAAGAAAACAAAGGAAGAGAACAAAAGGAACUCUGAUGUUGGCGCAUCUUCUGAAUCUGACACGGAAAAGCCUGGUCCGCGACGCAGCCACCGCUCUUGUGCCCUUGAGGAAAAAACAUACACCGAGGCCUCUGUUAGCAAAAAACGCGAGCACAAGAAACGCUCUCAACCUUCAGACGAUGAGAAGAAGGAGCCCGAGAAGAGCAAGAAACGCACACGUUCCUGUACCGAAGAAGACAAGAAGAACGAAGGUUCAAGUAAGAAACGUUCACGUCGCGGUAAGGACGAGAAAACGGAUGAAGAGUGCGACGCCGACUCUGAAAGUGAUCCAGAUGAUCAGCUGAAGAGUCGAUCACCGCGCAAGAGUAAGAAAAAGAAAAGAGAUAUGAAGAGGAGCGAAGCAUCUGCUAGUGAAGAGGAAGAGGAGCAAGAGCAAGAUGAAGGAACUCGGCUUAGUCCGCGUGUGAGGAAAAGGAAGAAGUCCGGAGAAGAGGAGCGGAAGCGCAGCAGUAAGAAGAAGGGCAGUAAGAAAGACAAGUAUGCUGACAUGGAUAGCGAUGAGUAUGAGAAGAAAAAGAAAGCCUAUUUUAAAAGGGAGAUGAAAAAGAAGGAAAAUAAAGACUCUGAUGAAGAUAACAGUGACGGCAAAAGUGAUGAUGAUGCAAAGGAAGGAGGCGCGGCUGACGAUAAUAUUGACAAUACAGAUGAUGUUCUAGAAAAAACCUUGCAGUUGUUCAGUAAGGAUGAGGUCUGUGAUAACGAAAACGACCAGGACGAUAUUCCCGAGGAAGAUGAAGCUGUGAACAACAGAGAAAUCGCGGCUGAAAGUGAGGAAGAUUCCGACAAUUCUAAGGCUAGUAAUAAGCCAACAAAAGAGUCUGAGGCAGAUUCUGUCUCGAAAUCGAAGGCACCAGCAGUUGCUGAAGAUGAAAGUUUGUCGCAGAAAGAUGCUGGCGAAGAAAAUUCUCAAGCCAACGGAGAUGAUAAAAUAAAAUCAAGUAGUGAGACCGAUAAUGAAAGUGAAAACCCACCACUGAACAAUGACGUUGCCAAGGCUGCGUUGCUGGCUGAUAGUGACAGCGAUCCUGCAAGUUUAGUAUCGAAGGAUACUAAUUCAUCAACCAAAAAAAAGCCUAAAGAUAAGAAGAAGAAUACAGAAAACGAAGCUGCCAAGCAAGAACUUCUCGAUAGCGACAGCGACGAGAUAAUGAAAGAUAUCAUGACAGCAGUUACUGCUAAAAAGAGUGAUAAAGCCAAGAAACCUUCAAAGGAACAAGAUGAAUCGUCUAAGCAAAGCAAGUCAAAGAAUAAAAGUAAAGCUAAAGAAUCUGUUGGAAAGGAUAAGAAGUCAGGCAAUGACUCUGACAGUUCGCCCAGCAAAUCUAAGAAUAAAUCUGACAAGAAGGCAAAAACUGCCAACGAGGCUGCCCUUGCAGACUUACUCAAGAGUGACAGUGACUCUGAGGCGUCCCAGAAAUCCAGCAAGGACAAAAAAUCUCUCUUGGAAAAAUUGACUGGGAAAGCAAAAAUUGUUAAAAAACGUAAAGGUAAAGUGGGACCUAAGUGCAGCAAACCCAAGUCAGAUGGAGGCCAGGAGAGUGACGGAGAGCUGGAGAGACUUCGUGGCAAGCGGCAAUUGGAGGAGCAAAAACCCGUGGUGGAAGUGACUGCCCUGCACCCUGUGCUGCUGGAGACGCUCAAGAAGGAGGAGUCUGUGUCCGUGGAGGAGUGUGAGAAAUACCUCAAAGAUAUCAGAGCCAAAAAUGUUAGCAGUUCUAGUUCAUCUUCCGAUGAUGAUGAUGACCGCAGGAAAAAGAAGAAAGUUGCUCGCAGCGAUGAGGACUCUGAUGCUGAAUUCAAGUCACUCAUGAAAUUUCAACUCAAGAAAAAGUUUACUUCUAAGACUUCGACUGCAAGUGGAGAUAAUGACGAAGAUGAUGACAGUGAAGAAGAAGAGCUGAACAAUGAUAAAGAUGAGGAUAAAGAAAAAAGCGACAAAGACGACAAGAAAGAUGGAGAAAGUAAGGAGGCAAAGAGUAAAGUGAAUGGUAAGAAAGAAGGGUCUAAGAAAUCUAAAGAAGGAUUGCUGGACAUCAGUUUGAAUGAGGAGGCAGAAAAUGAAGAGGAGGAGGAAGAAGAGAAUGGAGAAGGAGAAAAGAAGACCAAGAAGGAGAGUAAGUCCGUUGGCGUGACGCUCAAUGAUAAGAUAAAGAAAACUCUUCUAAUGAGCAGUGAUGAGGAGGGAGCGGGUGGCAGCAAUAGCAGCGAAGACGCUGCUACCAAACGCGACCGCGAGUUGAUUGAGGAAGAAAAGAAGAAGAAAUAUGAGAAAAUGAAAGCAAAACAAAAGGAGAAAGAGCUCAAGGAGCAGGAAGCUGAAGAGAAUGAUGCCACAGAAAAUGAGAAUAAUAAGGAGGCAGACGAUGAAGCUGAGAAUGACAAGGUGAAGAAACCUGUCGGCAAGAAAGGUUACAUGUCAUUGAAAUUUUCCUCUGAUGAAGAUGAAGACGCUGAAAAAAGUGACGAUAAGGAAGCUGAUAAGAAGAAUAUUAAUGACGAUUCCGAAGACUCUGACGACUCUGAGAUGGAAUCGCCUCGUAAAUCUCGAAUGUUCAUUGACAGUGACUCUGACUUUGAAAUUUUUGAGCCAUCAAGCAGGAAGCGGAAAGCCAAAGAUCCAUCAUCAGAGUCGGAGGAUCUAUCCUCUGACAACAAGAAGAAGAAGAGGAAGCGUCUCAAGAAGACCAUGUCAUCUUCGUCUGAAGAAGACGGCGCUCAGGACGGUGACAAGAACGCUGACGAAGAAACACCCAGCAAGCGCAAGGUGCGGCGCAUCAUCAAAGACGCCGACCUCACCGAGAGCACGAAGAACGCCACGCAGCAAGAGGAGGAUCGACGUAGCAGAAUAAAGGAACGUCAGCAACUCUACAACAAGAUAUUUGAAAUCAACGUCGAGGCUGACCAGGGUGACGUCACCAAACUUGUGCUCGACUUCGAUCCUGAGACCAAAGAAGAGCUUGUCUCUGUCAACUCUAAGCUCGUGCCCUUGCUCAAACCCCAUCAGGUGAAGGGCAUCAAGUUCAUGUGGGAGGCGACGUGUGAGAGCCUCGAGCGCUGCGAGAAGGAGGCUGGCAGCGGGGCUAUCCUGGCGCACUGUAUGGGGCUCGGCAAGACCUUGCAGGUCAUCGUAUUCCUGCACACGUUGCUGACAUGCAAAGCUCUGCACAAGCAUAUGCGUCGAGUGCUCGUGCUGUGUCCAGUAAACACCGUGUACAAUUGGGUCUCCGAGUUCAAGAAGUGGCUUAAAGGGAAGCUCUUGCCAUUCGACGUCAUCGAGUUGAUCUCAGCCAAAGAUUUGUGGAACAGAGCUUACCGCCUCGACGAGUGGCACAAAGAGUCUGGAGUUUGUAUCAUGGGCUACGACAUGUUCAGGACUUUGUCCAAUGAGAAGAACAAGAAAUACAAGGGCAAGAUGAAGGAGAUAUUUCAAAAGACCUUGGUUAACCCAGGACCUGAUUUUGUCAUAUGUGACGAAGGACAUAUUCUGAAGAAUGAGAAGAGCGCCAUUUCUGUGGCCGUCAAUAAAAUGUCUACCAUGAGACGCGUGGUACUAACAGGCACACCCCUGCAGAACAACCUGAAGGAGUACCACUGCAUGAUACAGUUCGUGAAGCCCAACCUGCUGGGCACCCGCAAGGAGUUCCUCAACAGAUUCGUGAACCCCAUCAAUGCCGGGAGCUGUGCGGACGCGACCCCUCGUGAUGUGAAAAGGAUGAAGAGGAGGGCGCACAUCCUCCAUAACCUGCUCGAGGGCUGCGUUCAGCGGUUCGACUAUACGGUGCUGAAGCCUUUCUUACCGCCCAAAAUGGAGUACGUAAUCUCAGUACAGAUGUCAGAUCUGCAGUGCGAGCUUUAUUCUUACUACCUGGCAAACCUGGCACAAGGCGGCCCCAAGAGGGUGGGCUCAGGACUUUUUGUGGACUUUAACAACCUGAGUCGCGUGUGGACGCAUCCUAUGGUGCUGGCACUGCAAGCCAGACGCGCCAUGUUUGAUGAAGAUGAGGAGGAGCUUGACGACUUCAUUUGUGAUGAAACAACUUCAGAAUCUUCUGAUGAUGACAACCCCAGGAAGAAGAAGAAGAAGAAAAAUGUCAAAGAGUCCGAGGAGGAGGCAGUUAGUAGGCCUGAUAGUCCUGGUGAUGAUUUACCCGACGGUCUCACCCAGACGGGCAAAGUGCGGCCGGACUGGUGGAAGAAGAUCGUGGCAGUGUCAGUUGACUCUAACAUCGGAGAAGAUGAGUGGAUGAACCGCAUCGAAUUGAGCGGUAAACUCGUGCUACUGUUGAACAUCAUGCGUGAGUGCAGCAGCAUCGGCGACAAGGUUCUUGUGUUCAGCCAGAGCAUCCUGGCGCUGGACAUGAUAGAGGAGUUCUUGGCCUUGAUAGACCAAGGGCUUCUCGAGAUGCCAUCGUAUGAAGACGCCAUGCCGCUACAGUUUAAGCACUGGAAGAGGGAGAAAGAUUACCUCAGACUCGAUGGCAGCGUGUCUGCUGACAUCAGGAAAGCCCAGUGCAAGUUCUUCAAUGAAAAGGAUAAUGACAGGUGCCGACUCUUCCUUAUCUCCACUCGGGCUGGUGGCAUCGGCAUCAACCUCGUGGCCGCCAACAGAGUCAUUAUUUUCGACUCGUCGUGGAAUCCUGCCCACGACACGCAGUCCAUUUUCAGGGUCUAUCGCUUUGGCCAGACCAAGCCCAGCUACAUUUACAGAUUUGUUGCUCAGGGCACUAUGGAAGAGAAGAUCUACUCGCGGCAGGUAAACAAAAUCUCGACGUCUCUGCGGGUGGUGGACGAGCAUCAGAUCAAGCGCUACUUCAACACCACCGACCUCGCCGACCUCUACGAGUUCAACCCCGCAGAUGUGGAGUCCCGCGACACACCCAUCGUUCCAGAGGAUCGAUUACUGGCCGAGCUGAUCAUCCGGCAUAAGAACUGGAUUGUGGGCUACCACGAGCACGACUCGCUCCUCGAGAACCAAACUAAUGAGGAACUCAGCGAGGAGGAGCGCAAGGCUGCAUGGGAGGACUUUGAGAACGAGAAGAAGGGGCUGGUACCGCAAAUGGGCAACCGCGCAGUCAUGAAUUAUGGCAACAGCAACAUGCCCUUCCCUGCCUCCGUCCCGCCCUUCGAUAUCAACCAGGUCAUCCAAACCAUCUUCACCCAGAACCCGAACCUGACGCAGACCCAACUCCAAGAGAACGUCAUAAUGGCCACCAGACAAAUACAAAAAAUACACCUGAACCACUACCAGCGCAUUAGAACUUAUGUAUAUAACCUGAAGAACCCACUGCUUGGCCCGGAGGUACGAGCUCAACUGCCGUACGGGGAUCAGGUGAACUUGUUACCGAUGCUGGAGGCGCAGCUUGCGGUGCUCGAGGACAACAUCACCAAAGAAAAUCUCGUCAUCAACAAGAUGCAGCCAACCGUUGCGCCUUCAUCAUCUCAGCUCAUGGCGGCGGGUGUGGCGUAUGGGGCGCCAGCGCUGACGGGGGGCAGCCGGACCGAGCAGUUCAUUGACCGCAGUAAAGUCAUCCAGGCGAACAUGAUACAGAGGUCCUCCUCAAUGGUCACGCCCGCCAGUGUGGGGCGCAUGGACGGCGCAGGCGCGUCCACCAGCGCCGCCAACGCCGCGUCCUCCACCUCGCAGAUGAUCAGGGCGCAGCAACUCGCGCGCAAGGCGCAGAAAAUGCAAAAGCCAAAAAAACCUGGCAGCGCUGAAGUCGUAACUCUUGAAUAAGCACAUUUCUUCUAUCCUCAAAUGCGGCUCUUUUGAAACUUUUCUUCCCUUGAGAUUGUUUGCCAAGGAUUAUCGGAACCUGGCCUCGACCCAAGAACUGCAGUCAUGCCAGCCCGUUUCUCGCUGUAUUACCGAGUCAUGAUUACGAUGGUCGCAAGUUUGUUGCUAAUCUUAAGUUGUGAAAUAAUCGUUGAUUCAGAUCCCAGAAAUUAAAAUUUAGAGUUCCAUCGAAGUGGAGCAAUGGAGUAAUGGUCUCACCAUUAUUUUUAAGUUUGUAUGUACCAGCCUAAAGGUACGAUAAUCGAUGAUUAACUAGCCAAUAUUUGAAAAUUCUACUACUAAAAUAUUUACUAAAUAUAUAUUUAGUAAAUAUUUACUAAAAUAUUUAGAUGUCUAAUCGACAUUUGAUCUUCAUCAGACAAAAGAACAUUGACGUCGUUCCGUAAACCGGCUACUUCCUCAAUAAUCGGUGUUCAUUUCUUUCAAGGGUAUGAAUCUCUUCUACAUUCUAAGGAAAUUAUUUUCUGUAUGAACCCUGUCGUUUUUUGGUAUACUAACUUCUAGCGCUCGCCCCAAACAACGUUUCCAUUUCGAUGUGAUCUUUUGGUUGUGGUGUCGUCAUUGUUAGUGGUGAAACAUUGUGUUGGGGCGUAGGCAGUACAUUGACCUUGUAUCACCAAAAAUACAUGAUUUGAUCUUUGAUUCAUGUUGGACCUCUCCGGCAGUCCGGUCCGGACCUAGUGCAGUCAGAUGUUGUACGUCUCCGGUCUUAUUUUGUGCAGCCAAAGUUGCGGGCGCUAUACGAGUAUACAUACGUCAGUGUUAGAUAGAAGUCACUACUUUAUGAUGGAACUUACUUAUUAUACGUAGAAAGCAAGAGAAUUGCGUUUAUUGCUUAUUUAGUUUGAUGUCGUUAGACAUUUUUUCAGUUAACGUCUUUCUUAUAUUGACUAUGUAAAUAAUUGGACCUUCUAAAUGCUGGCGAGUUAUAGCACCUCUUCUCUCGUUGGUCAUUGAGGUCAACUUCUAUUGCGUUUUGUUUGGGCUGAACCCUCUGCCAUACUGGAUUACUCUGGGCAAGAGACGUCCAAGUAGAACUGAAUGCGUAGAAAAUGUAUACUCCUAAGUGUCAUUAGUUCUGUGAUGGAAGAUACGGAGUUACUUCAAGUCUUCUACUAACGAUCGGAAGAUACUCAAAAUUCUGCUCUCCGAGAUAUGUGGUGCCUCCAUGAACAUGAAUGUUGAAGGAUCUGUACCCUCUAACUUUUUGGUAUGCCUGUAUCAUAAUCUGAAACGGUAGGUAUGUCUAUUUAAACAUUCAUUAUUUAUUAUGCCUUAUUUAUAAGUUCCACGAAUCUGACCCGACUAUGUUGCGCUACUCAAGGUCCAUUAUGCAUGUGCAUAGCUUGGACGAUGUUAGGCUGACUUUUUUCUAUGAAUCUGCUUUGUAUUUGUUUUGCUUGUUUGAAUAUAUGUUCAACCUCAGUGGGAGAUCGUUUCUGUUGUAACGUGAGGAGGAGAUUAGGAAAACCCAGUUGGUUAAACAUCUUAGAGUGCUCCUCUGACCGUACUGUCCAUGACUUGAAAUUCCUAUUUCUGCUUUUGUCCAUUUAAUCAUCAAUAUUUUUAGUCUAGUAUAAAUGUAACUCAACUCUAAUUGAAUAUUGUUUCCUAUUUUAAAUUUAACAACAGAUAAAAUUAUAAAUGAAAGGCCAGUGCUCGUAUGCAUCAUUAGUUGGCUUCGUUCUUUGUACUGCACGCUGUCAUCAUACUUCCAAAAGUGUGUCGUUGGUUAGCUUCCCGCCUGUUUUUGACAGCUGUUAGUUAACUAUAGCUUCUCCAAAGUGAGUAAUCAUAAGUUAAAUAAGAGUAGGGUCUCCUAAGAAAACCUAAUUUUCCUCUGGAUAAUCUUUUUUCACAAUGAAGAAUCUAUAUAACUUUUCAACAGUUUCACGAGAACCCGACCAUACUGCGAUGUAUCGGCAGUCAGUGGCAUUGAUGGCUUCAUGUAUGCGCUAUUUUAUGCCUUGCCAUCUGGAAAGCAUUUCUCGUAUAUAUUCUAUAUUUUCUUGGGUAUAUGGCAGUCGUAUGUGCUAAAUAUUUUUUUUUGCCACUACUCGCUAAUUAGGUGUCGAAAUUUACAUAUAGUAUGUUCAUUUUUGAUAGCGGCUCAACAGGAUUGAAUAGAAUUGGCCUUGCCAAAAAUUCGCUAUAAUCCGCUUGUUGAAAUUACUUGAAUAUAUAAGAUAUGUAUUAUGUCAGACGUAUUUAAUACAUCGUUUAUAAGAUAUUUCUUCGUUGCUAAUUCAUGUGUAUUCUGCGUACUUGAAUAUUUUGCUGGUACUAAAAUAAUGGAGUGAUUAUCAUUGGACUUAACUGUGUAGGUGAAUAAUAUAGUUUGGUUAAUGAUCGAUGAUAAAAAAACUUCAUGCUAAUUGUGAAACUUAUGUACAUACUUUCCAUGGAAUUCCAUCGAUGUUUAGCUGUACUUCAAGUAUAAAUAAUGUACGUUCUGUACCACGUGACGUGUCUACGUGACAUGUCCACGUGAAUCUGUACUAGUAAACGUAUUCUCUCUUG